Chelmon rostratus (copperband butterflyfish) is the source of this 8080-nucleotide messenger RNA. RefSeq names its product acetoacetyl-CoA synthetase (gene aacs). The record is from RefSeq and is a predicted model, not a curated record. Bases 151 to 2181 code for a protein of 676 amino acids. The transcript has 18 exons. Gene Ontology annotation, molecular function: acetoacetate-CoA ligase activity. NCBI's taxonomy places the organism in Eukaryota, Metazoa, Chordata, Actinopteri, Chaetodontiformes, Chaetodontidae. Gene Ontology annotation, biological process: positive regulation of insulin secretion; lipid metabolic process. Gene Ontology annotation, cellular component: cytosol.
CGCGCGCUGUAAUUCCCAAGCCAUUCAUACUAAGUAGCUAGCCCGUGAUCUAAUUUGACUCGAGCCCUCAUCUUUAGGGACAGCUAGCUUCAGCAAGGCGCUCGGGACUCGCGCUUACCGGUGUUUGGCAGCCGACAAAGGGACACAAAGAUGUCUAAAGACACGGAAGGGAAGAGCGAGAAAAUUAUGGAUAUGGAGAGCAAGGUGCUGUGGUACCCGGACUCCAAGAGGAACACACAGAUGGACAAGUUUAGGAUGCAGGUCAACGACAACUACGGACUUAAUCUGGCCAACUACAACGACCUGUACCAGUGGUCGGUGGACAGCUACUCAGAGUUUUGGGGAGAGGUGUGGCGCUUUUGUGGAGUAGUCAGCUCCAAACCAUACGACGAGGUUGUGGAUGUAUCCAAACGGAUCUCAGAUGUUCCAGAGUGGUUUAAAGGAGCUCGCCUCAACUACGCGGAGAACUUGCUCAAACAUGCAGACCAGGAUAAAGUCGCUCUCUAUGCUGCAACUGAGGCAAAUGAGGAGAUUGUGAAGGUGACGUAUGGGGAGCUGAGGUGCGAUGUGGCGUUGUUUGCUGCAGCCAUGAGGAAGAUGGGUGUUCAGACUGGAGACAGGGUCGUUGGCUACCUACCCAAUGGUAUCCACGCAGUGGAGGCCAUGUUAGCAGCAGCCAGCAUUGGAGCCAUUUGGAGCUCCACGUCUGUCGACUUUGGAGUCAAUGGCGUUCUGGACAGGUUUUCUCAAAUCCAGCCCAAGCUGAUCUUCUCUGUUGCUGCUGUGGUUUACAAUGGCAAAACACAUGACCACAUGGAAAAGCUCACCAGUGUUGUCAAAGGUCUGCCUGACCUGAAGAAAGUAGUGGUGAUUCCCUACGCUCGCUCCAAACAUGAGACUGACCUCUCAAAGAUCCCCAACAGUGUAUUUAUAGAUGAUUUCUUGGCAUCCGGCCGUGGUGAGGUCGAUCAGUUUCCUCAGCUGGAGUUCGAGCAGCUUCCAUUCAGUCAUCCUCUCUUCAUCAUGUACUCUUCUGGGACCACCGGGUCUCCUAAAUGUAUGGUCCACUCUGCUGGGGGCUCGCUCAUCCAACACUUAAAAGAACACAUUCUCCAUGGAAAUAUGACCAGCAGUGAUGUCAUCAUUUACUACACCACGACUGGCUGGAUGAUGUGGAACUGGCUGGUGUCUGCUCUGGCAGUGGGAGCCUCAGUGGUUUUAUAUGAUGGUUCACCACUAAUGCCCACGCCGAAUGUACUGUGGAACCUGACAGACCAGCUGGGCAUCACUAUCUUUGGCACUGGGGCCAAGUGGCUGUCUGUGCUGCAGGAGAGGAACCUGAAACCCGGGGAGACACACAACCUCCAGUCUCUCCACACCAUCCUGUCUACUGGAUCUCCUCUCAAACCUCAGAGCUACGACUACGUCUACCGCUGCAUCAAGAGCAACGUGCUGCUGGGCUCCAUCUCAGGCGGCACUGACAUAGUGUCAUGUUUCAUGGGUCAGAACCCAACAGUUCCAGUGUAUCGCGGCGAGAUCCAAACAAGAAAUCUUGGCAUGCCUGUGGAGGCCUGGAGCCCUGACGGCAAACCUGUAUGGGGACGGAGCGGGGAGCUUGUCUGCUUGAAGCCAAUCCCCUGCCAGCCAACACACUUCUGGAAUGACGAGAACGGGAGCAAAUACCACAAAGCAUACUUUUCCUCAUUUCCUGGCGUGUGGGCUCAUGGAGACUACUGUAAAAUCAACCCAAAGACGGGAGGCAUUGUCAUGCUGGGCAGAAGUGACGGCACUCUGAACCCCAAUGGAGUCCGAUUUGGCAGCUCAGAGAUCUACAACAUUGUGGAGGCGUUCGAGGAAGUGUCAGACAGCCUUUGCGUUCCCCAGUACAACGCCGACGGAGAAGAGCGAGUCAUUUUGUUCUUAAAGAUGGCACCUGGUAAACCCUUCAGUCCAGAGCUGGUGGCGAAGAUUAAAGGAGCCAUUAGAAAAGCUCUGUCUGCCCGACAUGUCCCGGCUAUGCUGCUGGAGACCAGAGACAUUCCUUACACCAUCAGCGGUAAGAAGGUGGAGGUGGCUGUGAAACAGGUGAUUGCCGGCCGGGAGGUGGUGCAAAGAGGAGCUUUCUCCAAUCCUGAUUCGCUGGACCUCUACAAGAACAUUCCUGAACUGCAGAACUAUUAGAGAUGAGGCUUCACCGAGUUGAAGAGAGGACCUGGAAAAGAGAACCAACCCACCUGACAAGAAAUGAGCGUAGUUUUUAAAUGAACUUUAUUCAGAUUUACAGGUGUAGAGCGACAUGCAGAGUGCGUUGUGGGGGUAUCUUACAAAGGCACCCUGAGCUUUGUACAGGGCAUGACAAAGGAAAAAAUGCAUUUGUCAAAAUAAUUCAAAAAGGGUGCAAACAAUAUGUAUAUAGGUCAAAGGUGUGCGCCAGGCGAGAGACUUUAAAAACAUUCGGCAUACUGCUCCAUAGCUUUCAAUCAAGUGAUCAAGCAGCUGCUCUAAGUCUACCAUGUUGUGCAAGUAAAUGUUGAGCUGGAUUCAGCUUUGGAUGUAUUAUGAUGUGCACAGCGGCGCUUGUGAAUAAGCUCAUGCUCCUCGGCCACCAACAACAGAGAAGUGAAAUUCAGCAUUAAGCGCUUUGCUUUGGCUUCACAGGCUGAUUGCUAUCAGGCCGGUUGCUAUCAGCCUGUGAAGAACCACAUCUCUCUGUGUCACCUGCUUUAACCCCGCAGGUUGGUUCUGAGUGGGUCCCAGACUGUAAAUCCAAGGAAGUGUGCAGAUAAACGCAGACAAACACCUGGGAUUACCACGUCAUCUUUGGCUCAUAUCACCAUAUCAUUGUUAUGUGGUGUGUAUUGCUUUAUUAAGUGUACAUAUAUAUAUAUAUAUAUAUAUACAUGAAUAUAUAUUUUUUGGACUGUGAAAUUCCAUUAACACGAGCCUGUUAAUCAGAGUCUGAGACUUAGAGGGUCAAAACGUGUCAGGAGUUGUUUGAAUAAAUGAACCGGAUUCCAGAUACAACAAAACGUAUGGAACUUUUGUCCAAACCUAAAAACGUAUUGAUCUCUUGUGUAUCACGUGUGCUCAGCCCUAACCCUCAUUUGACUUUUGUAACCCUCCACCAAGGCAGGAAUUGAUGAAGCUCAAAUUUGAUCUGAAAACGAGCAAAUGUUCAUUUCACCCCAGAAGUCUGUAUUUUUUAGUUUGAUAUCGAUGUUCCGUGUUUUUGGUAAGCAAGAUUUGUCCUCUUCAAAAAGCUCCAGCACAUGUUUUUACUUUAUACAAGGGAAAACUGACAGAUUUAUUCAAAAUGUCCUCAUGCUGUGUGGCAAAGCCUCAAAGUUAAUUAACACUGCUUAAGAUGAACUGCAGUAGUUUUGGUCCCUAGGAGCACUAUGGAGCAACAGGGGGGUACAGUAACAGAAGCACUUAUCACUUGGGUUUCCUUUCAUGUUGCAAGAAAACAAAUAGCUGACCAGAAUGUGAGUUAUGGAGAAAUCACAGAUGUAAAUGUCAGAGAAACAUUUGAUCUUUGGGGUAAAUUUAGUUGCAGGAAGCAUGUCUUAAUGACACUUUUCUUACUGGACCUUUUGUGGUUUUUCAUUCAGUCUUUCUUACUUGUUUCCAGAUUGUUUUAAAGAUUUUUGAAGGUACGAAUGCAAAAAGAUGAACUGAAAACUCUGCAGUUCAUCUUAAAUGUCACAGCUUGCGAUUAAAUUUCUGAAUUUCCUCUUGAAAGGUACCCUGUGGCGUUUUGACCACUAGUAGCGCUGUGGAGCAGUGUUUUGAUGAGUCGCUUCCCACUUUGUUUGUAUCCUCUGCACACGCACAAGCGUGCAGGUGAAAGGAUGCAUGUUCCAGCCAAUGACAUCGCACUAUUCCCCCAUAGCUUUUCAAAUGUCUUUUAGGCCUCAAGGAUACACAUGAUGCAUUUUGGUAAUAAACUAUAUGUAAACAGAACUUUCUGUUUUUUAGAAGAAAACUCCACAGGGUACUUUUUAAAGUGUCACAGAUGCAUAGAUUCUCUCUUAUAGAGACAGGGAUCAUACUUAGAUAACUGCACACUUUGUACUUUAGAACUGUAUAUGCGACUUUGUUCAUGGCGAAAUCUGAUGGCACAUGGCUGAGCUACUGUUUAUUCUGUCAUAUGCUGGGUUUUUUUUCUACACCAAACAUUUCUUACAAUACGCCAAGAGUUUGCUCUGGGUGGGUCACAAGGGAUUUUAUUUGGCUCUUCCAUGUCUGCCUGUAGUGUGCUGAAUCUACAAUGUAAUUUUUACUUAUUUCAGUGUUGCGAGGAAGUUUGUUGAAUCAGAUGUGAUGAGUGAGUUUUGUCUUUGUCUUUCAACGGUACAUUCGUUUCUCUUUAACACACAUGAUGAUGAUGAUCGUUGUCUAGGUUGUUUAUCCUGGAAGAGCCGUGAAUGGAUGUGAACUGUUCUCAUUUGCGCACCUUGGUUGGAGUUUAUCAGGGGACUGUUUGUAUUAGAAACCGCUUACGUCGUGUACCAAGGGAGGUUUUUCUCAAGCACGGGUGCAUUUCCUGGUUGACAACUGUCAGCCACCCAAUAAAGUAAAGCCUGUCUGAGAGCAAAAGCUCAAACAAACAGUUUUGUAUUCCAAAACUUCAGCCUUUAAUACCCGCCGCAGAUUUACAUCAUCCACACUGCUUUUCUACGAUUGGAUGGGAAACCCUUUAAUCCCAUGCUUGCUGGACACAGCACAUAUGUAAGGCCUACACAGGAGUUAAAGUCAACACUUAUGUUUGUUUACAGCUUAACUACUUCAGAGCUCUGACACAAAAAGAAGACCAGGAACUCAAAGGUAGUCGCUAAAAGUAUCAUUUUUAGCAUCAUUUUAGAUAUCAUUCCUUGCUUCUUUGUGGUGUGCAGCUUCACCUUUGGGUUCGAACACUAACAUACAUACAAUCGCUAAAUUAGCAUUGGUGCUACAGUUAGCAGCAUGUGAUGUCUUGACCACCUCAGCAUGUGAACUUCAGCUUCAGGGCGAAGAGUAAACAGCUGUCAGUCUGGUGGAAUAACAGAAAAGAGUGUGUGAUUGAGUAAUUGUCUGAGUGUGUGUGUGAAUUUUGCGGAGUGUGUUGAAGCCAGUCAUUUUGACAGACGUCUACUUUAGAAAUAAACUUGGCAGUUUUAAAACUCGCUGUAACCUUUAUUAGUGUGAUCACUCAGACCUGCCAGUCAGCCGAACUUCAAAAUGCAACAGCGGAAUAGAAAAAUAGAAAAAGUGAGAGUUGGUGAGAGUCCAGUUCCUCGCUGUGGAGAGUCUCACCAAUCUACUGUUGGAACAUUUUAUUUAUUCCUGCCCUCGGUCGUUCAAACACGAGAAAAAAUGUUUUGUUGGCGCCCUGUCAGCUUGUAGAGGAGAUCGGAGGGUGAGGAGAGAUAGGGAGGGCUGUAGGAAUGUUGACAAAUGAAAAGCUGAAGUGUUUACCAAUUUCACAAAUAACAACCAUCUUAUGAGCAUGAAUGGUAAGUGCCAUGCAGUCCUCUAGAGAGGCUGUCUGUUGUUGUAUGAUUCAUCCCAGUGGUCUCAUAACAGAGCACACCACAAACCAGAAAAUGACUUUGUUAACGGCUUGAUUGUGCACUGUACUUACAGGGGUUGGCAGUUAAUUCACUCUCAGUACAACCAAUUUGAAAUGUAAGUUGAAACUGCACAGACUAAUGAUGGACUGUUAAUUGAUGGAGUUAUUUUGGUAGAAAUGACAUGUGGUGCUUAUGUUAUUUUCUUCCAUAUUAAUGAAAAUUAAAUGUAAAAAGUGAUUGUGAUUGGCUCUUUUUCCACAUGCACAGUGGGAACUAUUGUUCAACUAGUCUGACUAACAAGUGUCAUUAGUGACUUCAUUUUGCAAUUAAAAACAAUGCAGUGCAUUGAUUAUGCACAAAGGAGAAAAAUUGUUUGACAUAGCGUCUGUUUCCGAAGCCUCUUUUUAAUCUUUACCGUUAUGUCAAUGGAGCCGGAACAUCCAGAUUUGAGUAACUGGGUGUAGCUGUUGUAGUGGCGAGCAGACAGCAGUCAUGGUGUGUUCAGCAAGGCACACCCAAGAGAUAUGUAUAUGUAAAAGCUAGUUUGGGUGAUUUCUUGACUAUUCAAUAAAUGAGUUGAGCUUAAUCUCCACGUAGUCUCCUCCCAAGAAAUAGUUUUUUUACAUUUCGGGUUCGUACGGAGUAAACAAACUAGACAUAAUAUAUUAAUAAAUGAGCUUUAGGGAUGCUGGUAGGCAGAUUUUGUUACCUUUGGGCAGAGCUAGGCUAGCAGUUUUCCCCUUUUUAGUCUCAUUGCUAAGCAUCUCUCUCUCAGCAAGAAAACAAAUAAGCAUAUUCAAACAAAAUGUAAUAAUGGAACAAUAACAUUUAAAUCCACUAUAGCUCUCUUUAAUCACUUGCUGUAGGAAGAUGUGAAUUGAGAUUAUUCCCUCUCUUGUCAAAAAAUAUAGGUUUUAUAUACAGAAGUUGUUUUUUAUGUAUGAUUUCAAUAGUUCAGAUUUUUUUACGAUGCCCUCUAGAGGUCAUUAGAGGAACUGUGCUCUGCAUUGACUUCAAUAUUAACCUGUGACUGAUUGUUGCUUGGUUCCAUCCUUACAAACACAACAUGUUUUAGGAAGAUUACAUUGAUUUUUAGGUUCACAGUCAUUUCAUUGGGUUCCUUAAACAAACCUCUGAGGUUCAUCAAUGGUUAUAUGAUCCUAAAAAGCAUCGGUUGAAUCUUUUUACUAGUGUGUAGAGCAUAUGGAAAUUACCAUGCCACUCUUCAAGCUGUGAUGGAUUCAGUUCCUCAUUUAUCCUCCGAUCUCGGAAGUUGGAAACCUUCCCACUUUCUAGAUGUGUUGGAUGUGUUCGCCUAUUGUUCCCUCCAAUUGCAUCCUACCUUCCAUGUCCCCCAAUUAUCCUCAGGUGAUGGUGCAUUCACUGAAGCCCACCUCCCCCCUCUCACCUCCAUAGGAGUCUUGUUAAAUCCAAAUUGGUUCCCAAAGAGGAAUCACACGUAACUCACUGCACGGGGGUUUUAAUUGUUGUUCGAAUUUCAUUUCAUCAAAUAUCUGCAAAACUGACCAUGCUUCACACCAUCUGUGUUUGUUCUAUAGCAAAACGUUGCAAAUGUUAGCAUGUAACAUCUAAGCUAAAAUAGCGAACAUGGUAAAUAUUGGUGACAAAUCAACAUCUUAGCAUUGUCAUUGUGAGCCUGUUAGCAUGCUGAUGUUAGCAUUUAGCUCAAAGCAGCACUGUGUCUAUGCACAGCCUCACUGGCAUGGCUGCAGGCUCUUACUGUUUUUGUUUUUUUAAAUAAAUCUUUCUGUAACUUUUUCUGCUAAAUUUGUGAGAGAAAGAUAGGAGGCUUAAGGACAUGAUUUCAGUGUAGCAGUUCUAUCUAUUGAUUUCUUUAAAAUUGCUUUGCCACUAAGAUGUACAUAAAAAAAAAAAAGAAAUUGUAUUAAUUAGACUGUGGAGACUGCAUGCAGAUUGUGUGUGGUAUUAUACAGUAUGGAAGUAAUGCAAAACUAAAACCAGAGGGAGUAAUUAUAACCAGAGAGACAUAUCUAUAACUGUUUAGUAAAUAUUUGUGAUCAGAAUAAAGUGGCUGUAACAACUAACUUACAAUGUGUUUCCUUUUCAAUUUGAUCCUCACAGGAACACACUGACAGUGGCUUUUAUUUCAUAUUUCAUAUCCCCCCCACUCCUGUAUCUCUAAUAGUAAUUCUUCUUUCAUAUCCCGCUCAAGAAAAUACAUUUCAAUUUGUUUUAUGUGGUCAUUCAAUUGAGUCUGACACGACAAGCAGCUAAAUGGAAAAGAAUCUCCACUGAGACUGUGUCGGGUGGCCCAAAUUGAGUCGAGCAGAUGUGCAAAUUGCCACCGUAUGCAGCGGAAAACAAUGUUUAUGUGUCCUGUAGAAUGCCAAUUAUGACUUAAUAAAACACUAAAGUUGUGCUGUGUAAAUGAGUUAUUAUCUCAGGAACUUUAUGCAGAGUCACCUGCUUAGAAACGAAGCGUUCCUCUGGAGAAACAAACCUGAGAGCUGCGCAGUGCAGCUGCAGUCUGCAGAGCUGGUGCAGGU